Brettanomyces bruxellensis is the source of this 1089-nucleotide messenger RNA. RefSeq lists its product as uncharacterized. The transcript has a single exon. The record is from RefSeq and is a predicted model, not a curated record. Gene Ontology annotation, biological process: retrograde vesicle-mediated transport, Golgi to endoplasmic reticulum. Bases 1 to 1089 code for a protein of 362 amino acids. Gene Ontology annotation, cellular component: SNARE complex; endoplasmic reticulum. Lineage: Eukaryota; Fungi; Ascomycota; Pichiomycetes; Pichiales; Pichiaceae.
AUGGACAGAACACCUUUUUUUAGAACAUGUAUAGGAAUAUAUGAAGAAGGUUUAAAAGCAGAUUCACAGAGUUCGACCCAACAGAAAAGCCGACAUGAUGAAAAAUUACACGGAGUUAAUACGAAACAAAAGAGCCAGUUUGAUAUGUCUGGAACCUUUGUUCAGGACUCCAUUUCUACGGCAAAAGUUAUCGAUGAAAUAGUACGUUUCUUGAAUUCGGUGAAGUCGGAGUAUCUUCUUUGGAAUUCGAGAAAAAUGGAUGAGGAAGCGAAGGACCGCCUAGAUUUGACACUAAAAGCUCAAAUAAACGGGUUAAAUAGAAAGGUGGAUACACUUAAGAGGGCUUCCACUGAACUAAAUAAGCAGAUGUACGUUACUAGUGGAGUUUCAGUUAAAGAAAUUGGUCUUAAUUUAGCUUCAAUGGGCAAGUACGGACAAAAAAUGCAGAUGGACUUGGACACGGUGGCAAAAAUGAGAUUGAAUGUUGUCAAAUCACUAGGUUUGAGGCUAACAAAGCUCUCAGAUCUUUUUGUUUCGUUAUAUGCUACACGAAUGCAACGUAAAAAUGAACACGACAAAUCAUAUUUAUCGACGAACACAGAGUACUUUGGAUCUGAUACACAAGAGAUAAAUACUCGAAACUCCAGAAUUCCAAACGGAUACACAAGUAAUAAUGGUAAAGAAAACAUGAUUUUUGACAAAACAAUUCAACAGGAUGAUAAUACAAAUACGGUGGAAUACGACAAUCUUCAAAAAACACUUCCUACUCAACAACUUCAGCAGUUGUCAAAAGAGAACGAAGACUUGCAAUUACAACUAAAAGAUGAGCAUCUAAAGUCAGUGGAACAGAUGGAAACUUCAGCAGUGGAUAUUUCAUCAAUGAUCAACGAGAUUUCGCUCCAGUUAAACCUCCAGAAUGAAUCGAUAAAUACGCUAUCGGGGUACCAAGACGAUAUUAUGUCUAACAUGAAACUGGGAAACAAGCAAUUAGUCAAGGCUAAUGAUAGAAAUAAGAACUCCGGCAGAAAUUUAAGCGCCAUGAUUAUUUUUAUGGCCGUACUCUUGUUGAUCAUAGACUAUAUAUUAUAA